This is a messenger RNA of Plasmopara halstedii, 195 nucleotides long. RefSeq lists its product as uncharacterized. The transcript has 2 exons. Bases 1 to 195 code for a protein of 64 amino acids. Lineage: Eukaryota; Oomycota; Peronosporomycetes; Peronosporales; Peronosporaceae. The record is from RefSeq and is a predicted model, not a curated record.
AUGGGAAUACAAAAAGGUCUUGCUCAAUGGCGAGUGGGGCCGGUGGUGAAUGUGCCGGUAAUGCUAUCUCCUCGGAAUCAACUACAGACAAAAUUUUAUCCAAUGUAUCCUGUUGAUGCGAGAAAGUUAGGUAACUCUUCCAGGUUCCAAGCCCACGGAGGAUACCGAUCCAUCGAGACCCAUUUCUUGGAUUAG